CCGAGCUAAGGCCUGCGCCCCGACGUCUCACGGCAGCAGCUGCCUCACCGUUUUCCCCGCGUUCUGAGGUCGCCAAAGGAAACCUGACGUCACCGCGGAGCAGGGAGAGCUGGCAGCGUUUCUUGCAGAGAAGGUGUGUUGGUGAGAUAGGGCCACUUGUUCCUGUGGGACUUUAAGCUUCCAAGUGUGACAUUUGUCCUGUAGAAGCUCCCUUAAAAACGUAAUCUGUUUGUGCAGUAGUCAUGUCUGAAGAAGACAGUGGUGAAAAUCUGAAAGAGGAAACCUCUUACGAGGGCGAAAGUGAGCGGAAGGUGGAAGAACUUGGCAGCACUGAGAGCAAUGAAGAGAAGGAACCUGUGCCUGUGACUCGGAAAAGACCUGAACCCAAAGCCCCAAGUCAGUCUGCUGACACAGAAAAGCCCACAGCUGAAACUUCCAAGGUUUCAGAACCUCCUGCAUCUCAGUCAGGAUGGGGGUACUGGGGAAGCUGGGGGAAAUCCCUUCUGUCAACUGCAUCUGCUACUGUAGCUACUGUAGGUCAAGGUAUUUCAAAUGUCAUAGAAAAAGCAGAAACAACCCUUGGGAUCCCCAGUCCUAGUGAAAUCUCUUCAGAGACCAGAGAUGCUGCUAGAGGAAGUGAGAAUCCCGAUGUUAGCAGCGCAGAUGCAGCUGGUGAUGGCAGUUCCUUUCCUAUUGCUGGAGCUUUUGGAGUUCUAUCAACCAUCUCUACUGCUGUUCAAAGCACAGGAAAAAGUGUUAUUACUGGAGGUUUAGAUGCCUUGGAAUUCAUUGGGAAAAAGACAAUGGAUGUGAUAGCUGAGGGAGACCCUGGAUUCAAAAAAACAAAGGGCCUAAUGAACAGAACCUCUACGUUAUCUCAGGUCUUACGAGAGGCAAAGGAGAAAGAAGAGCAGCAGACAGCUACUGAGGUUACCAUGACUACAGAGAAGAAAGCCCAUUAUGGGUUACUGUUUGAUGAGUUUCAGGGUCUUUCACAUCUGGAGGCCUUAGAGAUGCUUUCUAGAGAGUGUGAAUCAAAGGUGAAAUUGGUUCUAAGUGCCCUCUCUGGAGAGGAGUUGGACACAGUGAAAGAGGAAAUGGAGCAACUUAAUGAAGCAUUUUCUUUAGCUGAAUUCUUUGAAGAAGAAGAGGAAGAAAAGAAAGGAGAUGAGGAGUUCACCAAGGAAGUAACAGAGCUGUUUUCAGAAUUGCAUAUCUCCACAAAGCCAGAUAAACUGAUCAUGGUGAGAACAUCUGCUCAUGAAUGGAUAGCACACUUCAACAGCAGUCUUCCUAAAGAAGAAAAAGAGAGUGAAGAAAACCAGGAAGUAGAACCUGGAGGUGGUGACCAUGAUGUUAAAAAAUCAGUAGAGGAUAUUCAUGCAUUUGCCAUAAGAAGUCUGGCUGAACUGACAGCAUACUCCAUUGAGACCUUCCACAAAACCGCAGCUUUGUUUCUGCAUGGUCAGAAACAGGAGGUGACUGCCACAGACAGAGCCAAGUCCCUUUCACAAGUGACGAUGGUGCUGUGUAAGGAACUGUCAUCUUUCUCCAAAGAGUUUACUACGUGCUUAACAAUUGCAGGGGUCGAAGAGAAGGCAGAUGUGCUUAAUCCCUUAAUCACUGGAGUGUUUUUGGAGGCUUCAAACAGUGCUUCGUACAUUCAAGAUGCCUUCCAGCUCUUGCUGCCUGUACUGCAGCUCUCUCUUAUUGAGGCUAGAACGGAACUAUCCCAGCAAUAAAAGCCCAUCUAAUUAAGACCUUCUUGACCUUCUCGCUUCGUAUUUUCCAUGCUGGAGACUGACGUAAUGGCUGAUAUUAAAAAGGAAAAAGAUGAACUGAUCGCUGCUACUGCAAGAGCAAUGAUAAAGUGCAGUCUGACAAUGACAGCUCUUACAGCUCAUUGAGGGAUGUGAUUAGCAUAGUCCAGGCUGGUGGAGGAUGUGACAGACUUCAAGCUCAGACUGCUUCCCUGUUUCCAUAGGCUUGGAGUGGAGUGUCUCUGCUGUAUGUGUUAACAAGCUCUUUGGAGAAACUCUCUAAACUGUGGAGACAGUGCUGGAGAAAAGAGUAGCAGCUGGCAAUUUAAGAGUUAGCUGAAGUCAUAGUUGAUUUUUAAGUCAGAGAGACAUAACUAGGCUUCUGAGUGCUCAGCAUUGGAGCUGAAAUGGAUACAAGAUGCAAGAGAAGAUAAAGAUUUUUGAUUAUCACUCCUGAUUAUUUUUCAAGACUGGAAAGAAUAGAACAGAGGGGGUUCCUUCUUGAGCCACUGUUGCAGAAGAGAAGCCCCAGCUUCCUGAAGGUGUCUGCUAAUGACUCAGGGAUGUGGGACUGGGACUCACUAGGGUGCUGUUAUUCUUGCAGAAUGCUUGCCUCAGCACAAACUGGAAAAAUGUUGAUCUGGCCCUAAGAAUGUGGGUACUUUACUUUAUAGCAAUAAAUGAGAACUGGCUAGAAGGGAUUGAUUCUUGUUUGAGCAAUCUAAUGAGAGAAUGGAGCCGUAGGAUGCCCCUUUUUUAAUGUUACUUGACAUGUCAGCUGCAGACUGUUCAGACUCAGAUACUGUUUUUUUUUCUAAUUUACGUAUAAAAAUACUGUAAUGUAAUGCUCCUUCUUCUAAGAUCUAUUAAAGCAGGGGAAGAGGAAGCAAUUUGGUUCUGUUAGCAGGAGUCCUAAUUUGUCUCAGAAGCUGCUUCACGUAUCAUAUCUGUUCCUUUGUGCUAUGAAAGUUCCCUGCUUUGUUCCUUUUUACAAUUUCUAUCUUCUGAGCUUUCCCACUGGGAGGGAACAGCCUCUGUUGGAAUCACAAGAGCAGAAAUGCACAGCUUAAAUGGAACUUAAAGAAGUCCAGAAUAGCAAACCAGAGGUGACUGAGUGUCACACCUGCCUCAUUGGUAAGAGUGAUGCUCAGGUCUUAUUUUUAAAAUCGUCUGGGUUUUAGUAGGUCUUGCAGAUUUCUGCAGUACUGAAGGCUUAGAGCAGUUUCUCUGCUCUAUUGUGCAACAGAGAUACGUUCUUUGUGUUAGCAUACCUCUCUGCUAAUGCUGCUCUGGUUUUAAAUGCAUGGAAAAGCCCUUGCCUUAGUCCUGGUUAGGCUGAUCAAAUCAAAGUAUUUUAUUUUGCUUUUUAAGGAAUGCUAGACUUGAAAGGAAUGUGAUUAGGAAAGAAGAACAUCUGUGCUACAAUAAAUUAUAUACUUUUUCUUUA
This is a messenger RNA of Lagopus muta (rock ptarmigan), 3207 nucleotides long. It is a transcript of the gene FAM114A2, whose product is annotated as family with sequence similarity 114 member A2. The coding region runs from base 243 to 1742 and encodes 499 amino acids. The record is from RefSeq and is a predicted model, not a curated record. NCBI's taxonomy places the organism in Eukaryota, Metazoa, Chordata, Aves, Galliformes, Phasianidae. The transcript is spliced from 15 exons.